UCUAAUGUAAGAUCGUAAGUAAAUGUUCCCACGUUGAAAUAAAGUGACAGUGACGUUCCAAUGACAAUUCAAUAAUUUUAAUGGUACCUAGAAGUGGGUACCAAUUUUAACCAUAUGGAUACAGAGGGUUCGCGAGAGUUAGAUGCGGAAUUUCAAAGAAUCCUUCAUAUUAUUAAACCUUAUAUACCACGUGUUAAGAACAUCCCUUACUUCACAUCGUAUGUAUCAUGGCUGCAGAAACUUCGGAUGGUCGAUAGUCAAGAUAAAGAAGAAAGAAAUAAAUACGUAGCCGCGCUAUGUCAACAAAUUCAGGCAGGAGUUUUAGAAUUUCCUUUCACAGAGUUUCCAGAUGACGGCCCUUUGGCACCCUUUAAGAUUAGCGAUGCCAGAGCCCAACAGGGCCCCACUGAUCUAAAACACUAUCAACAAAAUAUCCACUUCAAAGAAAUGUUGAAUGCAGAACAAGCAGACAUUCGCGUUGCACACAAAAAACGCACUCCUUAUACAAUUUCGCAAAACCUCCCCAUCGGCUUUCCCACUGUGAUGAAGUGCGUCAAUUUGUCUAACGGUUUAGAGACUACGACCAUUAAUCCAAUGUUAAAGAACAGUAACAAAAAAGACGACGAUGAUGAGUCCUGGUGCGACAUUAGUGACGGAACGAGUACCACCAUCACACUGGAAGAGUUACACAUUACACCUCCCGUUACUCCAGGGAAUAAUGUGCAGGAAGUGUACGAGAACAAAAUUACCGAACUGAUGAAGAUCAUUAACGACUUACAAAAGCAAAAUUUGAAACUUGGCGCAGUCGUCGCUGGGUAUGAAAGGGAUAUUAAUAUACGUAAUACUACGGCGGAAAGGAGCAUACACAACUUGGUGGAAGAAAUAAAUUCGUUGAGGAGUAAACUUCAGGAGCAGAGUGACGUAAAAGCCGUAUUGAAAAGCAGCCAAUCACUGGCAGAUAAUCACUGGAAAGGAAUUGUGACCUCAUUAACCAGUGACGUUAAAGAAUCUCAACAACAAAAUGAAAUAUUAAGAGAGGAAAUGAACGAGUUAGAAAAGCGACUAGAAGAAAGUAUGACUAAUAAACAAAGAUUGUUGAUCGCACAUGAGAAGGAAAUUGAGGAUUUGAAGCAAAGCCACAAAAAAGAGAAAACGGAGCUGGAGCAUCAAUUUUACGAAAAAGUUAGCAAACUAAUAACAGACCACGACUGUAAAAUUGAGGAUGUUAAGACAAAUUACGAAAGAAACGUCCAGGACAAGGAUCGCGAAAUUGGAAGGUUGGAAGAUCUAAUCCAAGUUCAAUGUAAACGGAUGCACGAAGAAGUAAGUAAAAUUCGAACACAAAUCGAAGAAAACCAAAUUGAGAACCCAAACGAUAGUCUGGAGAAGAUAACCGUUCUUCAAAAAUGCAUAGCCAAAAUGGAUAGGCUGUUUAAAAAGACAGAAAGAAGCUUUAACAGGCAAAUAACCAAAUUGAAAACGGAAAUUGAAAUGCGAGACAAAAUUAUUCAGGUUCAGUUAUCGACCCAAAAAGCUAAAAUAGUGGCGAAUACGAAGAUGGAACGUCAGGCCGAAAUCGAUGCGACAAUUUUGCAGCUGGAAGAACGAUAUAAGCAUCUUUUGGAAUCGCAGAAGUCGUACUUUCUAUCGGAAAAGAAACAAGAUGCAACUUUAAUAUCAGGCUUGCGUGCGAUAAUGGCGCAAAAUAAUAUAGAGAGUGAUAUAUGAAAUAAAUUAUACAUUUUUAUAACUAC
Photinus pyralis (common eastern firefly) is the source of this 1754-nucleotide messenger RNA. Its product is annotated as spindle pole body component 110-like. NCBI's taxonomy places the organism in Eukaryota, Metazoa, Arthropoda, Insecta, Coleoptera, Lampyridae. Bases 115 to 1728 code for a protein of 537 amino acids. The transcript has 7 exons. The record is from RefSeq and is a predicted model, not a curated record.